AAAAUCAUAGGCUUACCUUACGAAAAACAGUUUAGGUCCAUCUUGAUUUUAAUUUUGAUACUGACCUGCUUUUAUCAUAGAUAUGCAGAAAAACGUGCUUUUUAUCAUAGACAACAAAGCUUUAUUGCCAUGGUUUGUAGCAUUCACAAGAAUACCAAAGUUUAUAUCGUAGUUGUUAAUGUAUUAAAACAGAUCAUAGGUGACGUAAAAAAAGAAAUAUAUUGAAUGGAGAGGAAAAUAAGUGACACGGUAGAGAUAAAUAAGAAAAAUAGGAAAUUAAUAAAAUCUAAAACUGUGAAUUUAAUUUGAGAUUUUAAUCUAUGUGGUAUAAUGUUACCUAAUGUAUUACCUAUAGAUACUAUGUCGUAUAUAUGACCCUAUUUCGAUACUUGAGCAAUGGACAUCUGAGCAACAAUUUAUUAUUAAAACUUAACUAUAAAUGUCUGUACACUGUGAACUCACAUACGUAUGGCUCUUGGCUAACCCUCAAUUUUGAAGAAACUUUAUUUAAAAUACGUCUUAUUUUCUACCACGUACAUUACGUCAUUGAGCGUCGGCCCGUGACGCUGCGUCUCUUUGUUGGCCCAGCGGCAGCGUCGCUCCUCUGUUGUUGUUUUCUCUGCCACUGUGAAAACUGAAAUGCUAGCAAGCUAAAGAAGUAUUUUCAAUUCGUUUGGCUUUAUCUCUUAAAAGACAGCCCUCAAACUAAUCUCGCUUGGCGUGUCACAACAUUAAACGCAACCCAGCCAUGGACUCGGACGAGGGUUACAAUUACGAAUACGACGAUGACGAGGAAUGCAGCGAAGACAGUGGCGAUGAGGAGCCCGCUGACGACACCCUGGAGCUCGGGGAUGUGGAGCUUGUCGAUCCCGUGGUGGCCGGUGGAGAGCGAGACGAUUGCGGGGAGACGGGAGGCAGCGGGCCCGGACAGGAUGAGGAAGACUACCGCUUUGAAGUUCUCACCGCCGAGCAGAUCCUGCAGCAUAUGGUGGAGUGUAUCAGGGAGGUCAACGAGGUGAUCCAGAAUCCUGCUACAAUCACUAGAAUAUUACUUAGUCAUUUCAAUUGGGAUAAAGAAAAGCUGAUGGAAAGGUAUUUUGAUGGUAACCUGGACAAGCUGUUUUCAGAGUGUCACGUUAUAAAUCCCAGCAAGAAGUCUCGGACACGCCUCAUGAACACAAGAUCGUCCGCACAGGACAUGCCGUGUCAGAUCUGCUAUCUCAACUAUCCUAACUCGUACUUUACCGGUCUGGAAUGUGGGCACAAGUUCUGCAUGCAGUGCUGGGGCGAUUACUUGACCACCAAAAUCAUAGAGGAAGGAAUGGGACAGACCAUUUCCUGUCCUGCUCAUAGCUGUGAUAUUCUGGUGGAUGACAACACAGUCAUGCGACUGAUUACAGAAUCAAAAGUGAAGUUGAAGUACCAGCAUUUAAUAACCAAUAGUUUUGUAGAGUGCAACCGACUGUUAAAAUGGUGUCCGGCACCUGACUGUCAUCACGUUGUCAAAGUUCAGUACCCAGAUGCCAAACCUGUACGAUGCAAGUGUGGUCGGCAGUUCUGCUUCAACUGUGGAGAAAAUUGGCAUGAUCCAGUCAAGUGUAAGUGGCUAAGGAAAUGGAUUAAGAAAUGUGACGAUGACAGCGAGACGUCAAACUGGAUUGCGGCAAAUACGAAGGAAUGUCCGAAAUGCCACGUCACCAUAGAGAAAGAUGGCGGCUGCAACCACAUGGUCUGCCGGAACCAAAACUGCAAAGCAGAGUUCUGCUGGGUUUGCCUGGGGCCAUGGGAGCCGCAUGGGUCUGCUUGGUACAAUUGUAAUCGUUACAAUGAGGACGAUGCCAAGGCAGCCAGGGAUGCUCAAGAGCGUUCCAGGGCGGCCUUGCAGAGGUACCUGUUUUAUUGCAACCGCUACAUGAACCACAUGCAGAGCUUGCGCUUUGAGCACAAGCUGUACGCCCAAGUCAAGCAGAAGAUGGAGGAGAUGCAGCAGCACAACAUGUCGUGGAUCGAGGUGCAGUUCCUGAAAAAGGCCGUGGAUGUGCUUUGCCAGUGUCGAUCGACGCUCAUGUUCACCUACGUCUUCGCGUUCUACCUCAAGAAGAACAACCAGUCCAUUAUUUUCGAGAAUAACCAGGCGGAUUUGGAGAAUGCCACAGAGGUGCUGUCUGGAUACCUGGAGCGUGACAUCUCCCAGGAUUCUCUGCAGGACAUUAAGCAGAAAGUACAAGAUAAAUACAGAUACUGUGAGAGCAGACGGAGAGUGCUGCUGCAACACGUACAUGAAGGCUAUGACAAAGACCUGUGGGAGUACAUCGAAGAUUGAGGCUACAUCUCCACAUCACAGACUCUCUGAGAGAAACUCCACCCUCUAGAAUGAAAACAGAGCAGCACAGAUCUCCGCUGCCUCCUCCCUGGCAAACCGCCCUGCAUUGCAUAAUUUUUCCAGAGUUUUGUUUCAUGCGAAGCAUAAGAGUAAAUUAUAUUUAAAUAAAAAAGUUAGAAUAUAAAAAAUAUUAAAUGUUCAACAGUAUUGUUAGCAGCGCCAAGCGCGAUGCUGAGAAACCCAACAAAAGGCGAAAUAUCUUCCAUUUGCUUGCAUUGUAAAAUCUCCUUAGAAAUCUUUCCCUUCCUUAUCAGUUUGUGGAUGUUCUGUUUGACUUUAUUUUAUACAAUCUUUAUUUGUGGGUGUUGAAAAUGGACAUUAUUUUCAAAACGGCUUUAAUCUUUCUGACCAUGCUGAAUGCUGAAUGUUGAUGGGUUGGUCAGAAAGAGGCGACUUUUUUUUAUCAAGAACGUUAGUGGAAUAGAACGCGCAAAAAAGUCAAAUUCGGUAUUUUUCAAUUUGUAUAUAAUGCAUAUGCAUGAAAGUUAAAGAAUAAGAGUGUGGCAUGUGCAUCAUUUUUAAAAGAUAUUUAUCUUUACAGAUAUUCAAAAAAAAAUGUAUAUUUGCUGUGUAGAUUGAGUGUCUCCCUAUCUGGGAUCAUGCCUCUAAAGAGGGUUUGGACUUGACAUAAAUCAUGAGUCCGUGUCUCUCCCUCCACUCCUCCCUCUUGCUCCACAGGGGCCGAGCAGGGUUAGAUUCUGCCAAAUCGAGCAGAAGUGCCAAGUUGGUGCGUUCUGCUGACUACAAGCUGAAUUCUCUGAACGUUGUUGGAGCUUCUGGCUUUAUGGUCGGAGGAAAUGGGGAUGGUGUAAUUUUCGCUGCUUUUUCCAAGGUUUAAACAGGACAGUGGUUUUUCUCUGCUCUGCAUCGUUUGCUGUUAUUGUCCUCUUAGGUAGAUUUAGUAUCGUAAGAUGAUUUUAAGAGGUAUAUGAAUAAUUUCUGAGAGCCAAACUGAGUGACAUUCACUCAUAUUAUCUUUUAUAUUUUUUCUUUGUCUCUCUGAAGUUCAUUCUAAUUUGACCCAGCUUUUUCUCCGGAAGCCUAACAUGCACAGAUAAAAUUGUACUCAGGCUUGUCCAACUGCUUUUCUUGACAGCUGUUGUCAAGUGUUCUGAUUGAGCCAUUGACAAACAGGGUUAGGCUUUUUCCACCAUACCAAAUUUUGCACACCGCAUAACUAGUAGUCGGAAGCCACUGUUUUCUCUGCUAUUUCAAGUGAGACUGUACAUUGCUUUCAUUCGUUUUGUGUAAAGUAACCAUGCAUUUGCACCUGCAGUAGUUUCCAAAGGGCCGUUUGAGUCACGAUAUGGUUUGCAGGGGAAAAUGGUGUAACCUUUGUACUGUGAUGUCAGAUUUGUGUUCAUUCAUGCAAAAUUGUACAAAUUGUGUGUGGAUACACCGUGACCAUCAUUGAAGCACGGAGUCCCUGUCUUAAGGGAUAGAGGGGUGGGGUUUCGGGAUAGACACAGGUGGGACAUGCAUACAGUGUCAUUGCAGAGCAAGUUGGAGUAGUAGGACAACACCAAAGUGUCAGUGUCAAACUGAUGACGUUUUUUCACUUUCAAGGCCAAGUGGCUGGAAGUACAAUUUUUGUUUUUGUUCUAAUGUGCUUCAUGAAAAUAAAUGUCAGAAAUGCAUUCUCUUUUUGAGAAUACUGUCACUAAAGUAAA
This is a messenger RNA of Triplophysa rosa, 4053 nucleotides long. It is a transcript of the gene arih1, whose product is annotated as ariadne ubiquitin-conjugating enzyme E2 binding protein homolog 1 (Drosophila). Gene Ontology annotation, biological process: positive regulation of proteasomal ubiquitin-dependent protein catabolic process; ubiquitin-dependent protein catabolic process; protein polyubiquitination. The transcript has 14 exons. The record is from RefSeq and is a predicted model, not a curated record. Bases 749 to 2323 code for a protein of 524 amino acids. Gene Ontology annotation, molecular function: ubiquitin conjugating enzyme binding; ubiquitin protein ligase activity; zinc ion binding. Gene Ontology annotation, cellular component: ubiquitin ligase complex; nucleus; cytoplasm. NCBI's taxonomy places the organism in Eukaryota, Metazoa, Chordata, Actinopteri, Cypriniformes, Nemacheilidae.